Molecule: messenger RNA, 406 nt
Organism: Acaulospora morrowiae
Lineage: Eukaryota; Fungi; Glomeromycota; Glomeromycetes; Diversisporales; Acaulosporaceae
Source: the annotation of a GenBank genome assembly
AUGACUCGACAGUCGAGAAGAGGUCCAUAUUCAAAAGCAUGUACAAACUGCCAUAAGGCGAAGAAAGGAUGUUCUGGUUGCAUUAAUACGCAGUGUCAGCGAUGCAUUAAAAGGGGACUUCGUUGUAUUCCUUACAAGAAUAAUUGCAAAACAGUUGAGGAUGAGCGUGGUCGAGAAACAUAUCCAAAAUUAUCUUCUUCCACGACCACAGAUUUUCAAUCCUCUUACGAAGAUCAGCAAAUAGAACCUUCGGAAAUUCAGAUAACACAAAUUCAAGAAAUUAUGCAUGGAAAUAGUGAAAACAAACACAUUACUAACUUGAUUCGUUGCGAUGAUCAACCAGAGAAACCCUUGUAUUCACCUGCUAAUGAUGCCAAUUAUAAUGCGUUAUAUGUGUUACACGAAG